GGUCUAAAAGUAACAAGUCUUUCAUAUAACUCCUAUUUCCACUAAAUUUGGACGAAAUGGAAACCCCCAAAUGCACAUGGAACGAGGAGGAUGAUAAAACUCUUCUUGAACUCGCCCAAAUGUUCAAUUUUCAUUGGGUCAAAGUUGCUGAGAACUUUCCUGGACGGAAUCGUCAACAAUGCUAUGACAGAUGGAGACAUAUUGAUCCAAGUUACGAUAAAGGGCCUUGGACCGAACCAGAAGAUGGCCAAAUAAUUGAUUGGAUGUUCUCCCUCGUAAAUCAACAAAUCCAUCAUGUCCUCGACAAACUUGUGAGCAGGCGAAGAUAUGAAAUACUAAAAAGAGUUAAUCGCUACAAGAAGACACUGCUUGAGACCUUGCACCCGAAGAAAGUUAAAGUAAAAACAAAGCCUAAAGCAAGGCCAAGAAGGUCGGCUAGGAAUUCAAAGAAGCGAGUUGUAAAACACGAAAUCAAACAAGACGAGGAACACACCCAAAGUUUUUCGCAACCUACUGAUCCUGACUCAGCUGAAGAGCGAGGAAAAAUAGACCCAGACCAGAAAAUCAAUGAAGACGGAUGGACAAUUCGGGAGACAAACCAGCUCUUCGAAGUUGUACUUAGGUGAGGAAAGAAAUGGAAGACUUGCGCAAAGAUCCUCCCUUCUAAAAAUCCAAUUCAAUGUAAGAACCAUUUCACAACUGUACUCAAAAGUGCUUUAAAUGUCUUGAGGUCAUCACUAUUGACAAAUUCUUCUAAACUAGGCAUUAACCUAGCCCAAGAUGAGAUAGAUAAGCUCCUUGAAAUAGAUAUAGACACUUGUGAUUCAAGCGAUUUCGACUUUUUCAUCCCAGUGGCACAACACUUCCUCAACAACGUUCCUCUCGAGACACUAGAGAUAGCACUCCCAGAAGAGCCUAUAAAGGCAGAGCCAGAAGAUACUCCUAAAGCCCAAGGCUCACAAAACUUCAAAUGGAAACAACUUAACCGGAGCCCUUCUAAUUCAGACUCUGAAUCAACUGACCAAGAUGCUAUCGAAAUUAUCGAAAAGAAGGCAAAAUUAUUAGUAAACUAAAGCCU
Molecule: messenger RNA, 1078 nt
Organism: Moneuplotes crassus
Lineage: Eukaryota; Ciliophora; Spirotrichea; Euplotida; Euplotidae
Source: the annotation of a GenBank genome assembly